Siniperca chuatsi (mandarin fish) is the source of this 2834-nucleotide messenger RNA. It is a transcript of the gene chkb, whose product is annotated as choline kinase beta. Lineage: Eukaryota; Metazoa; Chordata; Actinopteri; Centrarchiformes; Sinipercidae. Gene Ontology annotation, biological process: CDP-choline pathway; phosphatidylethanolamine biosynthetic process. Gene Ontology annotation, cellular component: cytoplasm. Gene Ontology annotation, molecular function: ethanolamine kinase activity; choline kinase activity. Bases 109 to 1599 code for a protein of 496 amino acids. The record is from RefSeq and is a predicted model, not a curated record. The transcript has 11 exons.
GUUGAAUACGCCUGUUUGGAACAGUCCAAAGCACAGGUCGCUGCGCGUGCGUGGAAGUGAAACAGUCAUCUGAAUAUAUACAUUAAUAGUUGCUAUCAAUCGCCCCCCAUGCGAUUCAGACCGGCCAACCAUGUUUGGCUCUUCCGGUUAAGUAGCUUUAACGUUACCGGAGAACUGCGUUUGUCAGCGAGUCCCUCCUGCCGUUUCAGACCGACAUUUCACACCGGUCUUCCUUUACUUUUUGCCCGGAAACUCACGAUGCAGUCGAGUCGAAAUGUGACCAGCAGCAGUUCUGGUGAGGAUGGCCUGGGCAGAGCAGAUAAACCGGGGUCGGGGCUUUUCAGUAACAUUCCUGUUGUCACAACAGAAGACACGGGUCCUCCGGUGGAGAAGAAACGAGUGGAAAGCACGCUUAUCGUUAACGAGAGAAAGUUGAGGACCCCGAGUCCUCUGUUUGGGGCCAACUGUGAUGACGACUCUGAGGCAGAGUCCUUCCGGGAUGGGAGAACCGAGGAGGUCGACCGGGACACCAGGGGCAGGGCGUUUGCUUGGUGCCGAGAUUUUCUCUCAGGGUCGUGGAAGACCAUCAAAGAGGAUGAUUUUCAAAUCAGCAUCGUCAGUGGUGGACUGAGUAAUCUGCUAUACCUGUGUAGUUUGCCUGACCAUGUGCAUUCUGUGGGAGAGGAACCUCGCCAGGUGCUCCUCAGAGUCUAUGGUGCCAUCUUACAGGGAGUGGACUCCCUGGUGUUGGAGAGUGUGAUGUUUGCCAUCCUGGCAGAACGAACUCUUGGGCCAAAACUUUACGGCAUAUUCCCUGAGGGACGCUUAGAACAGUACCUUCCGAAUACCCGCAUGCACACAGAUCAACUCUCAGAUCCGGCCGUCUCAGCUGAGAUUGCCACCAAGUUGGCACGUUUUCAUGAAAUGCUUAUGCCCUUUAACAAAGAGCCUAAGUGGCUGUUUGGGACCAUUGACAAUUUGUUUUUUUUCCUUUUUAGAUACAUGGGUCAAGUGAUGAAGCUUAAUUUUGUACGUGAAGCACAUGUGAAGAAGUACAAGAAGCUGAUGAAGUUGGACCUGCCUGCUGAGCUGGAGAGCCUCCGUGCAUUGCUGGCAGCGACUCCAUCGCCAGUUGUGUUCUGCCACAAUGACGUCCAGGAAGGUAAUAUUCUGAUGCUGGAAGACAGGGACCACAACUCAACAGAUAGACUCAUGCUGAUAGACUUUGAGUACAGCAGUUACAAUUACAGGGGUUUUGACUUUGGGAACCAUUUCUGUGAGUGGAUGUAUGACUACACCUAUAACCAGUGGCCCUUCUACAAAGCCACUCCAGAGAACUAUCCCACCAGAGAACAGCAGCUUCAUUUUAUCAGAGGUUAUUUGGCAGAACAGAGAAGAUACUCAGACAUUACCAUGGACCAGACACAGAUUGAAGAGGACAUGAUAAUUGAAGCUAACAGGUAUGCAUUAGCAUCACACUUCCUCUGGGGGCUGUGGUCCAUCAUUCAAGCAAAGCUAUCCAAGAUUGAGUUUGGAUACAUGGACUAUGCCCAGUGUCGUUUUGAUGCCUAUUACAAGCAAAAAAAGCUCUUCUCCUGAUUUCCACCAUGUUAAUCAGAAUACAACGUCUCAGCUAUCUGUCCUUCAUCAUUCUUCAAGCUCAUGUUUCUCUGUUGAGUUUCUUUUUUCAGCUAUGUGUUUAUUGAAACUGCAGUCCUAUGCAGCACUGCUUAUGGAAUGUAGACAUUUACAUUUGAACACAGUGCAGGCAUCAUUUAUUGAAGCACCUAUCCCCAUAGUGUGAAAUUUUGUUAGAGCAGGUAUAGCUCUGUAGCACUGAAUGUUGUUGUAUAUCAUUUAAGGGACUCAGUCAGUGUGAUGUUCAGCUAUUGUAAUGGCCAAUGUGGUUUGCCAGAGAAUUAAUGUAUUUUAAUUUCAGACAGUAAAUUUUAAUGUAAUAGUAAUUUCAAAAGCAUUGAAGGCUUUUGUAUAUCUGUUUUUAGUCAUUCUACCUCAUUUCUUUCUUCUCAUGUUCAUUCUGCAUUGGGGUUCUUUUUUAAAGGUCCAGUAAAGUUAAGUUAAAAACUUACAUACAUUCAGCAAAUUAUUACACAAGGGCUAUUUUAUACACGUCAACAAUACUGUUAAUUAUUGUUAAACCAUUUGAACAGUUACAAAGUGUAAGGCAUUUAAGUCAGUAAUAUUGGAUCUCUUAACUGUACAUUUCUGCUGCACUUUUAACUGCCAGCCCGUAUUUAAGUUAGCUUGUAUUACCAUCUGUCAUCUACACCGUCUUAUUUGUCAUCUAUGUAUCAUUCUAUGCUGACAAUAUUAUUCAGAGCUUUUUCUGUUCUUAGGUUUUGUUUUGUUUUUUGCCACAAAUCAUAACUUGGAAUAUCUAACCUGUAAUAUUCUUACCUAUGUAACUUAAAUGUCUGUCUGGCACAUGUAUGCUCUAAAUUAGAUCCAACAAUAAUUGAAAUCUGUGUUAGAUCAUGACUUUCCCUUUAGCUUAUUUGAAUGUGAAGUAGGGUUUUAACAUUUCCUUUUUCCUUUUAUGAUUCUCCUGUUUUUUUAGACUGUCUCCUGUAUUUGACUUAAUGUACUGACGUCAAUUAUGGUCUUGAUAUCCUUGUUUUACACAUAUGGCAUCAGUUUAUUCAUGAGAAAAAGCUAGAAGCUUAACUGUGCCUCAUUAACUACCUGUAGCUGUUGUUUUUAAAGCAUCAUUGUCCCAGCACAGUAAAUUAUGUGAAGACUUCUCUGUAUUAUGUUGGUCUUCUUUGCACUACUAAAAAUAUCAUUCAAAAGCUAAUAAACAUAUGUGCUUAGAA